Trichoderma virens Gv29-8 is the source of this 888-nucleotide messenger RNA. RefSeq lists its product as uncharacterized. Bases 1 to 888 code for a protein of 295 amino acids. NCBI's taxonomy places the organism in Eukaryota, Fungi, Ascomycota, Sordariomycetes, Hypocreales, Hypocreaceae. The record is from RefSeq and is a predicted model, not a curated record. Gene Ontology annotation, molecular function: catalytic activity. Gene Ontology annotation, biological process: nucleoside metabolic process. The transcript is spliced from 2 exons.
AUGGGAUCCCAAGAGAACUUCACCAUAGGAUGGGUUUGUGCCCUUCCUGAGGAAUAUAACGCGGCUUGUGCGAUUCUAGAUGAAGACCUUGAAGGCCCAGAGACAGAACAGGGUGAUCGCAAUACAUACUUUUUUGGUCGUGUAGCCAAUCAUCGUAUCGUUAUCACAUGCCUCCCAUCAGGCCGGUAUGGAUUAAGCUCAGCCACUCGUGCUGCAAAAGACAUGAUGCGCUCUUUUCCACACUUAAGAUUCCUGCUAUUGGUGGGCACUGCAGGAGGCGCGCCGACGGCAGAACGAGACAUUCGCCUUGGUGAUGUUGUUUAUGACCAUGGGAAGUUGGUUGGUGGUGAACUUCAGCGAACAGGCCAUAUGAAUUCUCCGCCGUUAGUGUUACUUGGCGCUCUAAUGGAAAUGAGGCGAAGACACCAUAACCCAGCGAAAUUCAGAGGAGUUGACGAACAUUUGAAAUUGCUCAGCAAGUAUCCGAACUUCCAGAGACCAGAAGAAGACCGAUUAUUCCGCUCGGAUGCCAAACAUCGUGGCGGAACUGAUUGUCUAAGCUGCGAUAUGGAUGCCCUCGUCAUGCGCCCACCGCGAACUUCAGGCAGGGCUUUCAAUGUAUUUUACGGCACGAUUGCAUCCGCAAAUACCGUUAUGAAAGAUGCAGCUCAAAGAGACGUUUACGCCAAUGAUCCAAAUACAAACGCACUUUGCUUUGAGAUGGAAGCUGCAGGCCUUAUGAACGACUUCCCUUGUAUUGUGAUACGGGGAAUAAGUAAUUAUUCGGACUCUCAUAAAAACGACGAGUGGCGCCAGUAUGCAGCUUCAACGGCCGCAGCUUACGCUAAAGAGCUGCUCUGCCUGGUGAAGCCCGUGAGGGGGUCGUAA